GCGGGCCCUCCUGGGCGCCCUCGUCGCCGCCCUGCUGGCGGGCCUGGUCGGCGCGGCGCCCCCGGCCGCCGGGUGCGACGGGAAGCCCUGCCCGGGCCAGGAGAGAUCGGGGCCGACCCGGAGCCUGGGGACGCGGACUCGGACCCGGUAUUUUUCGAAGAUGUCGUGGCGAGCUCGGGACCGCGGACGCCCGUGGCGGCCAUGAUCUUGUUCCUCUUCUGGACGAUAGCGCCGGUGGCCCUGUACGUCGUCAACGACUACUACUCCAGGACUGAGACACGGAAGCGCAUGGUGGAGGAGGGCGAGGAGCAGAGAUCAUUCGCCGAGGUUGGUGGUGCGGUUGUCGCGUCGGCAAGCCAGCACGUCGUCCUUGCCGCUUCGCUGGAGCACUCGCUGCCUCACCUGCCGAAGGGCAAGGCUAUCGCUGGUGGCUUGGGCAAGGUCAUGGAUCUCGUGGCCCGCCACCACCCUACUGAUAUCUACAUGGUACACCCAAUGAUCGGGUCGAGCGACAAGGUCGAUUACUCGUCGAGCGACAGGGUGGAGGAGGAUCGCCUCCGAUUCGAGGUCGACGGUCGCAUAGAGACCGUGAGAGUCUUCCGGUACACGUUCUGGCCCGGGGGUUUGGACGGCAUGCGCGUGGAGUUUCUGAUGUUGUCUCACCCUGUCUUCGAGGCGCGCACCAAGGAGUCCAUCUACCCGAACCCGAUGUCUCGGCGUGCCGUGCUGCGCUUCUUCUCCAUGUGGAACCAGGCCGUGGGGGCGCUGCUGGUGCGCUACAGGGUGGACGUCUUCCACUGUCCGGAUUUUCACACUGCAGUGGCUCCGUGGUACGCUGUGCCCUUGCACCCGCGACUCCGGGUGCUGGUGAUAUUGCACAACGCCGAGUACCAGGGAGGUAUCAGCACGGACAUGAUACGCGACAGCCGCCUGACCUCGAUGGCGAAGAUAUGGAAUCUGCCGGCUGAAAUUGUGCAGAAGCACCUGGUGCAGGACGGGCGCUUUAACAUGCUGAAGGCAGCGCUCGACUUCGUCAUGGAGCACCAGAAGGGCGUGGGCAUCUGCGCCGUGUCGGAGUACUACGCCCAGGAGUGCCACUGCACGUAUUCGCUGUUAUGGAGCGUGCCGCGCAUACAGGGAUUGGACAAUCCGAUGCUGGAAGAGGAACGGGCAAAGUUGACCAAGGAUCUUGUCACGACCAAAGCGGAGUCGAAAAGGGAGAUCCAGGAGCAGUUGGGGCUCAACGUGGAUCCGGAGGCCAGGAUCUUCGUAUCGCUCGGGCGUUUGGUACGACAGAAAGGAAUCGACCUGAUUGCCGACAUUGCGCCAUGGUUGUUGGAGACAUUUCCAGACGCCCAGGUCAUUAUCAUCGGCCCAAUCGGCGAUGGCUUUGGGCACUAUGCCGCAACCAAGCUCGAGGCUCUGUCGAAGGACUCGCGAUUCCGAGGCAGAGUCUUUGCGUGUUGCGAGUUCAUGAGGGUUGCAGAUAACUUGAAGUUCGCAGCAGACUAUUGUCUCAUGCCCUCUCGAGACGAGCCGUUCGGCUACGUGGAUAUCGAGUUUGCCUGGAGGGGGGCGGUGCUCGUGGGUGCGCAGGCCGGUGGCCUGGGCAAGGUCCCGGGCUUUUACUACGUGGCGCAGAACCGCGAGAAUACCGAGGUCAUGCGCAAAGAGUUGAAGGCGGUGAUCACCAGCGCAAUGCAGGCUCCCUCAGACCAGCUCUCCAAGAUGGCGCAGUCAGCCCUGGAGUGCGACUUCCCCCUGAACGAGUGGCAGCGGAAGCUGAUGGGGCUCUACUCAGACGUGCUGAGGACGUGCGGAGGUGCCGGGGGCGAGCUCCACGACCCAGGAUCACCGGCUACGCCGAAGCCGGACUCACAGGGACCCGGCGCCCCAGAAGUGGAGAUGGUCGCCGCCCCGCAGCGGACCGAGCCCGCGGGGCCAGCACCGGCAGGAGCGCGGCGUGGAGGCGAGGAGCGCAGGGGCAGCGUCAGCAAGGCCAUGAUGCCCAGGGCCACCGUGACGAGCGAGCGCCAGUCCCUGCCGCGGUCGUCCAGGGAGGUGGACAUGAUCAACGUGAACAUGGAGAGACCGAGUGCGGUCCAGUUUCCUCUCCGUGGCCCCCCUCGACGAUGCCUCGGAGUUUCUCACCCAGGAGCUCUCCGAGGAGGAGAUCGCAGAGAAGAUUCAGGAGAAGCUCCGCCACGGUUUUGA
Molecule: messenger RNA, 2214 nt
Organism: Prorocentrum cordatum
Lineage: Eukaryota; Dinophyceae; Prorocentrales; Prorocentraceae
Source: the annotation of a GenBank genome assembly